This is a messenger RNA of Pleuronectes platessa (European plaice), 4516 nucleotides long. It is a transcript of the gene cds1, whose product is annotated as CDP-diacylglycerol synthase (phosphatidate cytidylyltransferase) 1. The transcript has 13 exons. The coding region runs from base 239 to 1612 and encodes 457 amino acids. Gene Ontology annotation, molecular function: phosphatidate cytidylyltransferase activity. The record is from RefSeq and is a predicted model, not a curated record. Lineage: Eukaryota; Metazoa; Chordata; Actinopteri; Pleuronectiformes; Pleuronectidae. Gene Ontology annotation, cellular component: endoplasmic reticulum membrane.
CUGACGGUGGAGGGAGGACCGGAGACUGCGGAGAUAAACAAACACACGCAUUGGGCUCUUCACUCACCUGCUGCGGACUCACCACUCACCUGCUGCCGCUGCUCCACGUCCGACCCGGGUCCACACAGCCAGAGACAGAGAGAAUAACCCGGGAUACCCUCCUCUUCCUCCCUCCUCUUCACCCCCCGGAGGCGGGCGCUUUAUGUGACUCGCGUCCCGGCGGAGAACCGAGCGAGACAUGACGGAGCUGAGGAAGCGAGGCGGCGGCGGAGCAGACACCGACAGCACCGACAACAUCAGCGACAAGGAGGGCGACGGUGAUGACAGGCUUGGUCUGCACGGUGACGCAGACGGAGAAUGUGACGCUGACUCCAAAGCAGACACUCCAGAUGUUCCUCUCUCCACAGCAGACACAGACAACACUCCACAAUGCCUGAACAAAGCUCUGGAGGGCCUGCCGCCCAGAUGGAAGAACUACUGGAUACGAGGGGUCCUGUCAGUAGCCAUGAUAUCAGGCUUCUUCCUCAUCAUCUACAUGGGACCUAUCGCUCUUUUAUUAGUGGUCAUGACCGUCCAGAUCAAGUGUUUUCAAGAAAUCAUCGACAUCGGAUACAGAGUUUACCGUUCCUACGAGCUGCCCUGGUUCAGGACUCUGAGCUGGUACUUCCUGAUCUGCGUCAACUACUUCUUCUACGGUGAGACGGUGGCGGACUACUUCGGGGCUCUGGUGCAGAGGGAGGAGCCGCUGCAGUUCCUGGCUCGCUAUCACCGCUUCAUCUCCUUUGCUCUGUACCUCGCAGGUUUCUGCAUGUUUGUGCUGAGUUUAGUGAAGAAACAUUACCGCCUGCAGUUUUAUAUGUUUGCUUGGACCCAUGUGACCCUGUUGAUUGUGGUAACUCAGUCCCACCUUGUCAUUCAGAACCUGUUUGAAGGAAUGAUCUGGUUCAUUGUCCCGAUCUCCAUCGUGAUCUGUAACGACAUCGGGGCCUAUCUGUUUGGAUUCUUCUUCGGGAGGACGCCUCUCAUCAAGCUCUCGCCCAAGAAGACCUGGGAGGGCUUCAUCGGCGGUUACUUCUCCACGGUGGUUUUCGGCUUCAUCCUGGCCUACCUGCUGGCUCGGUUCCAGUACUUCGUGUGUCCUGUGGGAUUCAACAGUGAGACCAACGGCUUCACAGUCGAGUGUGAGCCCUCGGAUAUCUUCGUGAUGCAGGAGUACACACUUCCUGCCGUCGUACAAAACCUUGUGACUUGGAAAACAGUGAACCUCUAUCCGUUCCAGAUCCACAGCAUCUUCCUCUCGUCCUUCGCGUCGCUCAUCGGGCCGUUCGGCGGCUUCUUUGCCAGCGGCUUCAAGCGAGCCUUCAAAAUCAAAGACUUUGCCAGCACCAUCCCCGGACACGGUGGCAUCAUGGAUCGCUUCGACUGCCAGUACCUGAUGGCCACCUUCACACACGUCUACAUCGCCAGCUUCAUCAGGGGUCCGAACCCGAGCAAGGUGCUGCAGCAGCUGCUGAUGCUUCAGCCCGAGCAGCAGCUCAGCAUCUUCCACACACUGCACUCCCAGCUGAGAGAGAGGGGCAUGCUCCCCCCCGCUGUCGCCCAGGCCGAGUGAACGACUCCACGGUGGGAUGACGGGGGAGUGUGUGUGUGUGAUGGUGUGGAUAGUUUGUGUAGGCAUGUACAAAGGCAGACACACACAGACACACACACACACUCGCACGUAUGCCUGUUUGGUGUUUGAUCCCGGGCCCCUCCCUGCUUCUGUCGUCAUCCUGCUGCCUCUUCACUCGACCACAGACCAGCGCCAAAUCCCACCUGAAGCGACUCUCAUUAAAAAAAAAAUAACAAAACACAAGUGGCUUUGUUGCUUUUCCACUUGGAGCGGCACAUCAACUACAACAGCAAACAGGAAGUCCACAUCCUGAAGACCCGCGGACAGAAGAUAAAAUGUCUCCUCACACAACACAGACUUCAAAGCACACAGCUUUCCCGGCGCAGGUGGACGGUGGACGUGCGGUUUCCCUUGCGCACGGCAAAUAUUGCACUGACCUGAGCAGAACAAAUGGAUUUUAAGAAGCUUUUACCAGCAUGAACUGGGCCCAGAGCCUCGGACACGUGGACCUGAGCUGCCGCCGAGCGCCCGGCGCCGCUCGUCUCUCUGGGGCUCGGGGUGAGGUCAUGAUGCAGCAGGGUCGUUAAACUGUAAACACUGUUUUUCAUGGUGUUUGCUCUAUUUAAGGAUCUUAACCUCGUGUAGCAUGUUCCUGAGUCCCGUGUCAGGCUUCUGCUUGAACAAGCCAUGUUGCUUGUUGUUCCUCCACAGCGUGAACUUGUCAGCUUUUAGGUUUCUGUCCGAAUCUAAAUAAGUCGCACAAAAAGUCAACAGUGUUUGACUGUAGGCAUGUUAACGCAGAAACUAGAGCAUCAGCCUCACACUCAUGUAUUGUACAUAAAUACAUUUUGAAGAUAUUUAGCUAAUCAAAUACUUAAUAUAUAACUACUUAUGUGACCUGCUGGGGUAAAAAGAUCACUUUUAAACUAAGAGAAAUAAUAAUAGCAUGAACAAAUUAGAUUUUUAAAAGUAGGGACGUAGAGUCGUUCUGAGGUUGCUGUUUAUUUAGAGGGUGUGAACUUUAACUAGAGAAUGUGAUAAAUAAUUUAAGGGAAUAGUUCUAAAAUUUGUAACACAUCUGUUUUUCUUUCUGAGAAUUAGAUGAGAUGAUUGAUUUCAUAGUCCCUCCUCCUCCUCUUCCUCCUCCUCCUCUUCCUCCUCCUCCUCCUCCUCCUCCUCCUCCUCUUCCUCUCUGAAAGUAAAUAAGAUGUGUGUUAUUGGAGAUGUGGAACUAUUCCUUUAUAUAAGACUCGUGCUUCCUGCUUUAUUGAUUUAACCGACGACUUCAGUUGCACUGUAGCAGUGGAGGUACUGGGGGGGGGGGGGGGUUGACUCUGACCGGUCCCACGUCCUCACUCUUUACUCUUCUUCUCUCCUUAUGCUUUAAAUCCCUGUCGUACGGAUUCAGUUCUGAAUGUAGUUUACAAUCUGAGAUGUUAUCGAUGAUAACAACCUGCUGUAUGACAUGUGCGUGUAUACAGUAUGUGCAGUACUGUAUUUACACAUAUCUGAAGUAUAUUUAGGGCGGUGGUUUUAUUGGCAAUAUUUUCAUCUUAUGAAAGUCUUGAGAAUUUUGAUUGGAGGAUUUCAUUCUACAGAGGAUCUGCAUUGAUUCUCCGGAGCUCUGAAGAGAUGAAUGUGUGAUUAACACCGACUUCCCUCGGUUACUGGAGCAGCUCCAGGUCCCGACCCGGACGCUCGACUCCGUCCGGUCCAGACUUCUUCUCCUCAGUGAGGUCGGUCGGGGAGAGAGAGUCUGGAGCUGGAGCUCUAACAGUUUCCUCUGAGGCCCGUGCAAUGCAUUUUAUUCUGUCCACUUCCUCCACAUGUGGGACGAACAGGAAGUCUUCAUUUAUUUGUCCAGUUCGUCCUUUCGAAGGUGAAUGUGGUGUGGGGGGGGGGGGAUUUUUUGGGACCAGCUGUGUCGCACUAUAACAAAACCUCAUCAAAACACACACUAGUACUACUACACAACUGCUCUUCACUGUCCAAUGUAACACACUGAACAAGAUGAAGCCGAACACGAGUGACACAUCUCUGUCACUGAAAUCUGACCAAAAACAGGAAGCAAAACAAAUCUACUCAAACUGAAAACAGUGAAACUAUUUGGAAGUUUUGAAACUGUUGUCUGGAGUGUGUCGGCGCACAAGUUAUAAUUGUUAAAUUCCGUGUUUAUUUCUUUGGUUCCAAUUUAAUGUUUGAUUUGUUCAUUUAUUUCUUUGUCUGAAAAAUGUCAGAAAUGUUGAAAAAUGUUCCGUUAAAGUUCCAGGUUGAUGGAAUUCUCCAAACCCAAAGAUAUUUAAAUAAUUUUUAUGAUGUUUAACAGGUUAAAACAGAGCUUUUUUUUAAUUGAUUGACUUAUUCCUCCUGCAACUAUUUUAGUAAUCAUCUUAUUAAUUUAGAAACAACAACAUUAAGCUAUAGUUAACUUUACCAUAACAAAUGCAAGCGAAAUUAACUUUCAACCAUAAGCAUUAAUGAAGUAUUAUAAGAAUAUUAACAUUGACACGCUUGAGACUCCAGUUUUACAGCUAUGGUUGAAAUUAGGAUUUAAGUGUCGACUAUUUUAAAUGUCAUUUAAGGUGAAUGAAACGGUAAAGGAAGAGAAACGAGUCCUAGAAGCUGAAACGUCAGGUGAGGAUGAUGCACUGCUGAUGUUUGGUCGCUCGUCCUUUUAAUUGAUUCUUUCUCUGUAUAUUUUGUUUGAUUUGCUUUGAUGAGAAAUGUUUUCUAAUGAAAAUCUAUAGCUUUUUGGAGUGGAUAAUAUUUAAAGGUUAUACUGAGGAGGUAUGCUGUUAAUAUAGGGGCGGUAGAAGGUUCUGUAUAAACCACGUGUUGAUAUCUUGUUAGGGAUAUUGCAGCUGUUUACUGUAUGGAGGUGAAUAAAGUUGUUUUUCUUUAAAA